AUGGGUGUGCGUGCCGCUUCUAUACUGAACCAGCUCCUCCGCAAGCAAAACCUGAACCCACAGCAACAACCCCAAACAAACGCAGUGAUCAAAACAAUCCUCACUUACCUCAAAGCGGGACGCAUUCGAAAAGCCACUUCCAUUCUCUUCGCCUUCCCCAAACCCUUCCCGUACUCUCUCUACACCCUUUUCUUCCGCCUAUGUUCCUCCCACCGCACCAUCGUCGAGGCUCGCAAGGUCGAGUCCCACUUGCUCACCUUCUCCCCCAACCCGCCCACCUUUCUCCUCAACCGCGCCAUCGAGUCCUACGCCAAAUGCCACUGUCUCCGCGACGCCCGCGAACUGUUCGACGAAAUGCCCCGACGAGAUGGCGGCACGUGGAACGCCCUCAUUACUGCUUACUCCCAGUUGGGUUUCCCUGACAAGGCUUUUUCUUUGUUCACGUGUAUGACUAGGUCCGGUGUUUUCCCCACUGAGGUUACUUUUGCUAGCGUUCUUGCCUCUUGUGCUGCUACUUUUGAACUUCUUCUUUCCAAGCAGGUUCAUGGGUUGGUCACAAAGUUUGGCUUUUGUGGCAAUGUGAUCCUUGGGAGUUCACUUGUUGAUGUGUAUGCCAGGUGCGGGGUUAUGAUUGAUGCUCGCAGGAUAUUUCAUGAGAUUCCGCAGCCUAAUGCUGUCACUUGGAAUGUGAUUGUGAGGCGUUAUCUUGAUGCAGGUGAUGCAAAGGAAUCAAUUUUCAUGUUCUCGCGGAUGUUUUCCGCUGCGGUUCAGCCGAUGAAUUUUACUUUCUCUAAUGCUCUUGUUGCUUGUUCCAGCCUGUCUGCGCUCCAUGAGGGGAAGCAGAUUCAUGGGGUGGUUGUGAAGUUGGGCCUCCAAGAAGAUAACGUCAUUUCGAGUUCGCUUGUGAACAUGUACGUCAAGUGUGACAGGCUGGAGGAUGGUUCUCGGGUUUUUGAUCUACUUGGCUCGAGAGAUUUGGUAUCUUGGACUUCUAUGGUAUCGGCGUAUACAAUGAGUGGGAAAAUAUCGGAGGCAAGAAAGCUUUUUGAUGAGAUGCCUCAACGGAAUGUCAUCUCAUGGAAUGCAAUGUUAGCAGGAUAUGUUCGGUGGUUUGAUUGGUCUGAGGCGUUAGAUUUUGUGUAUCUCAUGCUUGAUAAGAUUAAAUAUGUGGAUCAUGUCUCUCUUGGUUUGAUGUUAAAUGUUUCUGCAGCCAUUUCGGAUCAUGAAAUGGGGAAACAGAUUCAUGGAUACAUCUAUAGACAUGGCUUCCACUUGGACAUUAGGGUUAGCAAUGCCCUUGUUGAUAUGUAUGGUAAAUGUGGAAACUUGAACAGCGCUAGGGUUUGGUUUAACCAGAUGAGUAAUUGGCGUGACAGGGUUUCUUGGAAUGCUUUGUUGGCUAGCUAUGGCCAUCAUCAGUUAAGUAAACAGGCUUUAUCAAUGUUUUCAGAGAUGCAGUGGGAGACAAAACCAACCAAAUAUACACUUGGAACCCUUUUGUUAGCAUGUGCAAAUACCUUUUCUCUUUACCAUGGCAAACAAAUUCAUGGGUUCAUCAUUAGACAUGGAUUUCACAUAGAUACUAUAAUCAGAACUGCUUUGGUUUACAUGUACGGUAAAUGUCAUUGUCUCGAGUACGCUAUUGAGGUUCUGAAGGGGGCAGUUUGUAGGGAUGUGAUAAUUUGGAAUACCAUAAUUUUGGGAUGUUGUCACAAUCAUAGGGGUAAAGAAGCGCUUGAACUUUUUGUGAUUAUGCAAACAGAAGGCAUCAAGCCAGACCAUGUGACCUUAAAGGGCAUUCUGCUUGCUUGCAUUGAAGAAGGCCUAGUUGAGUUUGGCACAGAAUGCUUCGACUCAAUGAGCAGUAGAUUCCAAGUCCUACCUCGGCUGGAGCAUUAUGACUGCAUGAUUGAACUCUACAGUCGGCAUGGAUACAUGCAUGACCUCGACAAUUUUAUGAGGACAAUGACCAUUGACCCCACCCUUCCUAUGUUGAAGAGAGUUCUUGAUGUUUGUCAGAAAAAUGAGUGGGCAAGAUUGGGAGAAUGGGCAAGCAAAGGAUGCAUUGAAGAUAAUCAAGAAGCGAUUGGGCAGUACUGGGAGACCCUCAGUAAAAGUUGUGGUGAAACUGUAUUUCAGAAGAUAAUUGAACGAGAUAUCUUACAUGAAAUGGUUAAGAUUGUGAAGAAGAAGCCGGAUUUAAAUGUGAGGGAAAAGAUAUUGAUUUUAAUUGAUACAUGGCAAGAAGCUUUUGGGGGCCAACUGGAGUUUAUCCUCAAUAUUAUGCAGCGGAUAAUGAAUUUGAAGUCUGCUGGAGUUGAAUUUCCACCAAGAGAUGAGAAUAGCGUACCAUUCUGUACUCCUCAAACUCAGCCAAUUGCUCAUUCUGCUGAAGAAUAUAAUGAUGCUACUAUUCAGGCUUCUCUCCAGUCAGAUGCAUCUGGCCUUAGUACUAUGGAAUUCUGGAUCUGGAACAGGACUGGAUCUAUGAAAGCAUUCCUUGCAAGUGCAGAACUAGGAUAUAAUUCAAACUUAAUGCUUUUGCUUGUUGUGCUAUUAAAUUUACAGUUCAAUGCAAAACUUUCGUGGCAAGUUGUCAUUAUCCAUUUGUUGCUUAUUAUUUUGGACAAAAUAUGUCAGGGUGUGAAGGAGGAAGUGAUUGUUGACCUUGUUGACCAGUGCCGUUCAUACCAAAAGCGGGUCAUGCUUCUUGUGAACAAUACUACGGAUGAGCAGCUUUUAAACCAGGGAUUGGCACUGAAUGACAGCCUUCAGCGAGUGCUCCGUCAACAUGAUGAUAUUGUGAAAGGAACUGCUGAUUCAGGUGCUAAAGAAGUAGAAACUUCAGUUCUGCCACUUGUAAAUGUAAACCAUGAGGAUGAUGAAUCAGAGGAAGAUUUUACUCAACUAGCCCAUAGGUCAUCACGUGAUACUCUAGUACAGAAUCGGAAAUCAGUCUAUGACAAGGUAGAACCAGGGAGGAUAAACCCACUUAUUCCCCCACCGCCAGCAUCAAAGAAGCCAGUCUACUCUGGCACCGGUAUGGUUGACUAUCUCAGCGGUGAUACUUACAAGGCAGAAGGAUCUCCUCAAAACUCGAACCCCACUUCAGUUGCAGCUCCUGUCCAUUCUAGCCCUAAUCCAAACUCAUCAUUUUCUUCAUCUCGGCCGCAUGCCGUGAGUACUUCACCAAUUUUUAGCAGCCAGCCGGUGUAUGAUGAACAGCUAUCUUCUGUGGACAGAUCUUCAGUGAGUCUGCCUCCAGGUCCCUCGGACACUCAAUCUCCUGGCAUCAUUCCACCCCCACCUUCAAAGUAUAAUCAGAGGCAACAGUUUUUUGAGCAGCAAGGUGCAUCUCAUUCAAGUAGUGGAUCCAGUUCCUCUUAUGACAGCUUGGCGGGACAAACUCAAAAUCUCUCCCUGAAUUCAUCCACCCCAACCAAACAACAGAAGCCAGAAGAUGCCCUUUUCAAAGAUCUUGUUGAUUUUGCAAAAUCCAAAACCUCGUCAUCUUCCAAACCUAAUAGGCUUUACAAUUAUGAUACAUGCAUGAAUGGUGAUAAACUCAUACUUAAUUUGGCAACACCAUAUAUGCAGUUAAAAGAUUAA
Messenger RNA from Sphenostylis stenocarpa, 3609 nucleotides. The record is from the annotation of a GenBank genome assembly. NCBI's taxonomy places the organism in Eukaryota, Viridiplantae, Streptophyta, Magnoliopsida, Fabales, Fabaceae.